CGACUCUUUCUCUGGAUAUCUGCGAGACUGAAGUCAAUCUGGAAUGAGGGCUGCCAUCAUCAUCUUCAUCUUCAUCACUCUCUGCCUGAUCUCAGGUCAGGAACUUUGUUUCAGUGUGUUUGGAUGCGCUGGAGGGAGUUUGAUGUUCAAGUGUUUGUACAAGAAUCAGAAUGAUCAGCAUAAAGGGAAGUAUUUCUGCAGAGACAGGAACUGUAAAGUGGGCAUCAGUUCCAAGCUUCAGAACCGCUGGGAUUAUAACGGGAGAUUCGUUCUGUAUGAUGAUGAAAACAGCAGAUUCUUCACAGUGUUUAUCAAGAACCUCAGCAGAGAGGAUCAUGGGAAAUAUACAUGUGGAAACACUCAGAAAUGGAAACAUGAUGUUGAUUUAGAGGUGAACAGAGGUAUGUGUGACACUUUAUAUUUUUUAUUAUAUCAGUGCAUGUCACAAGGUUUUGUUGUAUCAUUUUCAGAGUCUGGUUGUGGGACGUCUGUUAUCCUGGAUGAGUAUGUUGGAGAAACAAUCUCUUUCCACUGUGAAUAUGAUGAUAAGUUUAAAUCACACACCAAAGUCUUCUACAGACUGAAAGAGGGUCCUGUCCAUGUGCUGAACAGCUCACAAUCAUCACAAUCAUCUGAGGAGAAGAUCAUUCUGUCUGACAGUCGUGAAGAUCAUUUUAAUGUGACCAUUAGAGACAUUUCUGCAGACGACGGAGGAGUUUAUUUAUGUGGAGUGGAGAGAUACGGAUCAGAUCCAUCAAUUACUCACAUAUCCUUCAUUAAAGAAAUUCAGCUGAAUGUUUAUAGUCGAAACGCUUCUGUCCAGGUUCAGGCCUACUCCAGUAAAUCAGUCUUCAUCACGUGUAAAUUUCUACAAGAGUUCAGAAAAAAGAAGAAAUUCAUCCAGAAAGAUUCAUCACAGAAGAUCAUUGUUGAUGAACAGAAUCAAUGGGUCCGUCAUGAUAAAGUUCACAUGUAUGAUGAUUCCAGUGAAGGACUUCUGAAGGUUUUUAUCAGUGAUUUAACAGCGGCUGAUGAAGGAACGUACAGGUGUGGAGUGAAUAUCGCUGAUGAUGAUCUGUUCACUGACGUCACACUGACAGUAAAUCAAGUUGAUCAUUUUCGUGCAUCAAGUAAAGCAUCUGCUGUUAUUGGUGAAAGUGUGAAUCUCACCUGCGAUUUCCCUGAGAAACACGGCGAGACCUUCAAACACAUCUGCAGAGAGAACGAGCAGAAGAUAUGUGAGAGCAUCAGUUCAUCAGAGCAGAAACGCUUUGAGUUUUCUGUCAGUUCAGCAGGAGUUUUUACAGCGAUCAUCAGUAAUGUGAGCGAGAGAGAUGCUGGAGUUUACUGGUGUGGAGCAGAAACCAGAGACACACAUCUGACUUCUGUCUCUCUCACCAAUCAACAUCACCUCACUGUGACCAUGCCUCCAGUGGUCGGACGUGAAGGAGAUUCAUCAGAGAUCAAAUGCCCUUAUAAUGCAAAACAUUCAAGAGAAGUAAAGCAUCUUUGCAAAGGAAAGUGUUUCACUGAAGAUGCUCAAAAUAUCAUUCGAUCAGAUGAAUCCCAUGAGAAUAAAACAAAGAUUUCAGCAAAGGAUGAGCCUAAACUCAAUCUCUUCACUGUGACCUUGAGUGAGCUGAGAGCAGAGGAUGCUGGGAUAUACUGGUGUGCAGUGAGAGAUGAGUUUAAUCUUCACACUGAACUCAUGAUCGUCAUGAAAGAUGCGGUCACUCGUGAAGCGUCUGUCGGAGGAUCAGUGUCCAUCAGCUGUAAGUUCAUCAGGAAUCACAUGAGGAUUUUCUGCAGAGGAGAUCAGCCGAACAUCUGUGUGCGAGACGGAGUUCGUGUUUCAUCGAAUAAGAGAACAAAUGGGCGAUUCUCUCUGACUGAUGAAACCUCAGCUGGAGUCUUUACUGUGAACAUCACCGACCUGACAGAAGAGGAUUCUGGGAAAUACUGGUGCGCAGAGGAGAGUUCUGGGUCGUACAUAUUCACUGAAGUUCAUCUACAUGUGAUCAGAGGUAAAAUAUUAAUUAAACUCAUGAUAACAAUUGUUUUUUGCUUAAAAAUUAUAAUUGCAAUAAUUUGUCUCGAUUGUUGUAAUUUGAGAAAUGUCUUUUUAAAUUUAUUCACAAUUAUUGCACUUUCAAUCACACAGAGGCAAAUCAGCAGUAAUUUCCCAGUGUAG
This is a messenger RNA of Megalobrama amblycephala (Wuchang bream), 2191 nucleotides long. Its product is annotated as polymeric immunoglobulin receptor-like. Lineage: Eukaryota; Metazoa; Chordata; Actinopteri; Cypriniformes; Xenocyprididae. The transcript is spliced from 9 exons. The record is from RefSeq and is a predicted model, not a curated record. Bases 44 to 2191 code for a protein of 715 amino acids.